This is a messenger RNA of Astyanax mexicanus (Mexican tetra), 6814 nucleotides long. RefSeq names its product chondroitin sulfate N-acetylgalactosaminyltransferase 1a (gene csgalnact1a). The record is from RefSeq and is a predicted model, not a curated record. Gene Ontology annotation, cellular component: Golgi cisterna membrane. The transcript has 9 exons. NCBI's taxonomy places the organism in Eukaryota, Metazoa, Chordata, Actinopteri, Characiformes, Acestrorhamphidae. The coding region runs from base 2077 to 3726 and encodes 549 amino acids. Gene Ontology annotation, molecular function: glucuronosyl-N-acetylgalactosaminyl-proteoglycan 4-beta-N-acetylgalactosaminyltransferase activity.
GCCCAGUGUGCGCUUAGACUGCUUCACAUGCUGAUACACACACACACACACACAUAUACGGAGACAGCGCGAGCGCGAGCGGUGAACAUCUGUAGGUAACCCAUAACUCACCCAGUGGAGAUGAAGUAUCUAAGCUAUUUGGAGACGACGCCAGAAUUUGCACAAAAAUAAGAACUGGACACUGAGGGUUAAAAUGAUGCAAUGUUCUGUCUGAUGGCAUCGGGACAUAAACCGAGAGCUUUUACAGAUGUGUAAUGCAUCUGGAUGGUCCUGAAAUCUGAUUUAACCUCUGAGGAUCAGCGCUCGGACCCUAAAGCGUGGAUUAUUCACAUGUUUUUCUUUUCUGGAUGAAAUGUGUCAUCAUCAAACUCUCCGACCAGAGAAUACUCACACUCCCGGGAGACUGUAGCUCAGUGGAAGAGAGUACUCAAGACGUUCAGUCACUUUAUUCAGUCAUGAAUGAAUCACUGCUGAAGAAACAGAGAGAGAGAGAGAGAGAGAGCGGGAAUAGUAUUAGCAUGGGAUUUUUGACAGGAGGCUGUAGAUGUGGACGAGAGACAUGCUAAAAGUAAAGUGAAAAUAAAAAGAAAGAGAGAAAGGAGUUAAGAAACUGAGAAAUUCUUAAUCUUAAGUCUUAUAAUGAGAAGCUAAUCAACAGGUCUACAAUGUAAAGGGUUAAUAUCCCACAGGUCCUGGCCUGAGUAGCUGCUAACUGCUCCGCUAACUGCUCUAAGCUAACUCUUAAAAGUGUUAUAAGCAUGUGAAAAGGGGGUGAAGCGAGGACAGACAGACUUGUUUUGAACAAAUGUUCCAUUGUGUCCUUCAGAAAAGGGGAAUGUGAUCGUCUAACUCACCCAGACAAAACACACACCCGUACUGUAUCAUAUCAACGCUAAGUACAGUUAGCGGAGACAUAGCAAAACUGAUUGAUUAGCUUAUCUGUGUUUUUGCCACUUGUUUUUAUUUUUGUGGGUGAAAAACUCAAAUCAAACCAAAACUUUCGACAUUCUGAUUCUGGGGAUUCUUUAAUGUGCACUUAAACAAUCCUCUACAUUUUUAAUCGUCAUAUGAACUUUAUAGAGCAUUAUAGAGCGGCCCCUACGCUUCCUGUACUGUAUUAUAGUCUGUCAGAAUGAGUGUGUGGAUCAUAUAAACACUAUAGAGCAUUAUAGAGCGCCUCUAUGCUUUCUGUGGUGUAUUACAGUUUGUCUGAAUGAGUUUGUGUAUUAUAUACACAAUAUAGACCAUUACAUAGCGCCCCUGUGGUGUAUUAUAGUUUGGCACAAUGAGCUUAUGGCUCAUAUGAACAUUAUCGAGCAUCCCCUAUGCUUUCUGUAGUGUGUGGAUUAUAUAAACAUUUUAGAGGAUAUUAGUACAUUUAAAAGCAUUAUUUAGCCCCCUAACCUUCUUGUAGUUUAUUACCAUCAUUCAGAAUGAGUGUGUGUAUUAUAUAGAUAUUAUAGAACACCAUAGAACGCCCCCUAUGGUUUCUUUAGUGUUUUACACUUUGUAAAAAUGAGCAUGUGGAUUAUAUGAGCAUUAUAGGGGAUAAUAGUGCUUCCUUUUUUACAUUUUGAAGCAUUAUAUAGCUCCCCCUACACUCCUUGUUGAGUAUUACCAUCUGCCAGAAUGAGUGUGUGCAUUAUAUGAACAUUAUACAACACUAUAGAGCAUUGUAGAGCAUUAUAGAGCACCCCCUAUUCUUCCUGUGGUGUAUUACAGUCUGUCAGAGUGAGCGUGUGUAUUAUAUGGACCUUAUAGAGCAUAAUAGAGCACCCCCUACACUUCCUGUAGUGUAUUACAGUGUGUCAAAAUGACUCUAUGGCUCAUAUAAACAUUGUAGAACAUUAUAGAGCAUUAUAGAGCGGCCCCUAUGCUUCUAUUGCAGUUUGUCAGAAUGAGUGUGUGUAUUAUAUAGGCAUUAUAGAGCGCCCCCUUCACCUCCUGUAGCGUAUUACAGUUUGUCACAAUAAGCCUAUGGCUCAUAUAAACAUUGUAGAACAUUAUAGAGCAUUAUAUGAUUCUAUUACAGUUUGUCACAGAAUGAGUGUGUGGAUCGUAUGAACAUUGUUAGCGAUGUUGCGCCGGGGGUUGUUGUCAUGUCUCUCUCGAGUGGGCGUGGCUCUGGUGCUUGUGUGCUGCUCUCUCUCUCUACUGUACGUCAUCACCUGCAGUCCUCACACCGAUGACCCCCUGUCCGGCCCUCUGCUGCCCAGGCCGGGGCCCCUGGGGUCCCCCGUGGGUCACGGGCCGCUCAGCGGCGCCCCCCUCGGCCCACCAGGCGGACAGGGUAGCUACCAGGCCCUCCUGCAGGAGCGCGAGGAGCAGCACCGGCAGCACAUCUCCAGCCUGAAGAAGCAGAUCGCCCAGUUGAAGGAGGCGCUGCAGGAGCGCGGGGAACGGGUGAAGGGGUCGCCGGAGAAAGCGGGGGACCGAGGAGUGGGCACCGGGACCAUCGAGGAGAGGAGCCACACUGACCUCCAGGACUUCCUGCGCAGUCAGCUGUCUCGGGCGGAGGUGCACUCGGGCGUGCGUUUGCCGAGCGAGUAUUCGGUGGUGCCGUUUGAGAGCUUCACGCUGCAGCGGGUGUACCAGCUUGAGAUGGGACUGACCCGCCACCCGGAGGAGAAACCGGUGAGGAAGGACCGGCGGGACGAGAUCAGUGAGGUCCUGGAGAGCGCCCUGCAGACCCUCAACACGCCCAACCUGAGCCGGGACCGGGUCGCCAGCAAGGUCUACAGUACUGCCGACUUCAUAGAGGGUAUAGCGCGUACGGAGAAGGAUAAGGGGACGCUGUAUGACCUGUCGUUCCGCGGGGAGCAGCCGCAGCAGUUCCGCCGGCUGGUUCUGUUCAGGCCGUUCGGGCCGCUGAUGAAGGUGUCGGAUGAGCGAGUGCAGACCCAGAACACUAUCAUCAACAUCAUCCUCCCACUCUCACACCGCGCCGACAAGUUCCGACACUUCAUGCACAACUUCAGAGAGGUGUGUAUAAAGCAGGACAGGCGAGUGCACCUUACCGUCGUCUACUUCGGCCGAGACCAGAUGAACGACAUCAAAGGAAUGCUGGAGAACACCUCAAGGGAGCUGAAUUUCCGGAACUUUACCCUGAUCCAGCUGAAUGAGGAGUUUUCGCGUGGGCGUGGUUUGGACGUGGGUGCUCGGGCGUGGAAAGGUGGAAAUGUUCUGCUCUUCUUCUGCGACGUCGACAUCAUCUUCACCUCCGACUUUCUCAACACCUGUAGACUGAACACACAGCCAGGAAAGAAAGUGUUCUACCCCGUUCUGUUCAGUCAAUACAACCCAGCGGUGAUUUACGGCAGCAGAGAGCACGUCCCGCCCAUCGAGCAACAGCUGGUCAUUAAGAAGGACACCGGCUUCUGGCGGGACUUCGGCUUCGGAAUGACCUGUCAGUACAGAUCGGAUUUCAUCAACAUCGGUGGUUUUGACGUGGAUAUUAAAGGCUGGGGCGGCGAGGACGUUCACCUGUACCGUAAAUACCUGCACAGUAACCUGCUGGUGAUCCGGGCGCCGUCACGCGGACUCUUUCACCUGUGGCACGAGAAGCACUGCGCCGACGAGCUCCCGCCCGACCAGUACAAAAUGUGCAUGCAGUCCAAGGCCAUGAACGAGGCGUCGCACGGCCAGCUGGGAAUGCUGCUGUUCCGACACGAGAUCGAGGCCCAUCUGCGGAAACAGAAACAGCGUGGCGCCUCCAAGAAGGCCUGAGAUACCACAUGCCUCGCCCUCAAUCACACGCCUCAAUCACACUGAUUACAGCCUUUAUCGGAGGCUUAUUGUGUCUGUGUGAUGAGUUGGACAUGGUGUUAGCAUCAUGCUAACUGUUGAGGUGUUUGCUUCCAUCGCUUCUGUGGUCAGUCAAUGACAUUUUGAGCCAAACUGUCGCUUUAAACAGACGAAUAUUUGGAACAUAGACUGUGUAGAGCUGGACAGAGCAUCGUCUCUCAAAAGUAAAGUCACCACAGGUCGGGCGCCCCCCUGCUGUUCGGCUGCAGAAAGCUGUGUAACCCCACCCAUCCCCAUAGGUUUCAAUGACAGAACAGACAACUUUCAAUCACAUUUUUUUCCCAAUAUACUGUAAUUCUACCUCCUUUAUUUAAAUGUAACAGCUAGUGUAACCUCUUUUCAUUGAAUGAAUGGAAACAUGCAUGGCUGUUUAUAGUGGGAGGAGAAUGGGACUGAUUGACUGGAGAAAGUGUUGAGUGUUAAUGCACCCGCCCCCGUGUGGCCUUCUGUAGAAAUGCAGCAAUCAAGAAACAUUGAAAACAUUUGAUCAAUGUUUAAAUAUGAAACACUGUGUUCUUCUUUCAAGCAUCUGAAAUCUAUGAAGGUCACAGUUUACAAAUACUUAGCAAACAAAAAAAUAUAUAUUUUGUUUUUUUUAUUUUGUUUUCCUUCAUUUCCGAGAAUUAUUUGAAAGUUUUAAAUGCAGUAUUUUUAAUAAUUUAUUGAGUAUAAGCUUUCCUGUGUUAAACGAUAUAGAAUACAGCGAAGUCCUUUGCACAAAAUUACUCUCACAUCACACCAGCUCUGUUCUUACCAGUACCAGUCCAUUUUGCUUUUAUGCAAAUAAGCUGUUGCUGACCACACCCCAUGUUUACACUGAGUGUUUACCACAGGUUAGUGUUAGCUUAUGCUAAAUGGCAAAACACAAACAAGCUAGUUCAUGCUUAACCGCGACAGAAACACAAAACUCUUGCCACAGACAGUAGGUACACAUCCCUCCCUCGGAAGAAGUCUGCUGGCUAAUCCUGCUGUGUACUGUCUGAGGUUCAUAACCAGCAGAUCAACAUUUAAAUGUUUCUUCAAGUGACCUAGUGGGUGGGGCUCUGGUGGGGGUUGAUGGUUGAGGGGUGGGGCCAGGGUCGUUUUCCUGAAAGCAAACUCUUUUAGCUGAUUCACAGAAAACAGAUGGAUGGACUUUUUUAAUGAAAAGAAACUAUAACUGAGAACGGCCUGGCUAAACCAUCCAGUACCGAAUAGCAAUGAGAUAAGUAUUCAGUACUUAUUUAAUUUACAGAAUUCCAGCAUUCAUGUACAGUAAAAGUACCUGCUGCUGAGAUCUUGGUGCCGGAUUCAGCUGGAGACUUUCAUAAAUAUUGUGGAGUUGAUGCCUGAAUUGUUUAUAGGUGUUUUAUAUGGAACACGUGAAACAAUAAUCUAGUCCCGAUGAAGAUGCUUCAUCUAAAAGAUGACUGCAGUAGCAGUUUAAAUGACGAGUGGUUCAAAGAACUACAAUUGUAUGCUUAUUUUAUUUCCUUUAUUAUGUUUUUCUGGUUAAUAAAAUGGUUGACCAGAGAUGAUAGCUGAUCAAGCAUAGCAUUAUGACCACCUGUUUUCCUGUAUUUCACCCUGUUCUUCAAUACUCAGGACCCACAGAAGAGAAAACCACCACAGAGCAGCUAUUAUUAUUAUUAUUAUUUGGGUGGUGGGUGGUUAUUCUCAGCACUGCAGUGAUUAGUACUGAUCAGCAUGGUGGUGGUGUAUGAGGUGUAUGAAGUGUUUUUGCUCCCAGUUACCUUGAGAUCAUUUACGAACACAUACCACAUACCAAUAUCUGCUCUGUGGUGUUUUUCUAUCCUGUGAGGACUAUAUAAUCAUCGGAGCUGAGAAAAUGGUUAAGCAUCCAUGCAGACAAUCAUUUCAAAUAAUUUACUAAAAAAAUAUAUAUAUAUAUGUUGCAGAUAGAUACGGCAGAUAGAAAUUAGGCUAAAAUCGAUGCAGUGUUCCUUUUUCAGUGUCUUUGCUAUCGUAAUGAUGGGAAAAGUACAUCUUGCACAGCUUGAAACACAAUGUAAAAGGCAUGUACUCUUAAUUAACCUGAAAUAAACCAGUCAGUGUAUCACUUGCUUAUCAUUCCCUUUAAGAGCCAGGUGAGCUCUGACUUUGGCGGAUUGAUAUUUUAAUGGUGUAGCUACCUAAUGGUGUGUUCAACGCUUCUCAGCAGAGGAAACUGACCUAAUCGUUCACGCUGUGAAGGAGCUCCAGCAGCUCAUUUACGUGAACAGCAAUUCUAUUUUAUUUUUUUAUUUAGUAAAAAAAAAUAGACUGUUGGUGAGGUGUAAGAUAGCAAUGAUCAUCACAACGCACCUGGCACAGGGUUUAAGAUAGAGCCCUAUAAAUAUGUUAUGUGAUGGUAUUCUAUCUUGUCCAAUAACUGGCAGAGCCUUGUAAAAUUUAUUUUCUGACUAAUGGAAAUCCAUCACAGUCCAAGUGUCCUGUCAGACAGCCGCAGUGUUUAAAUAUGAAUAUCAUGAAAUUAAUUUGAGAUGAAUUGUAAACAGCAGUGUUAUUUGAAUCCUAGACUUCAAACAAAGUGGAUUUCUCAUCAUCUGAGCGAUAUUGUCCGAGACUCAAAGCUCAGAAUGCUGUGUUUAAUCCAAUAUGUUGUGUUAAUAAAAGAAAUAUUUAUAUUAAUUAUGUUCAUUUUGUGCACAAUCAGCUUUGAAGCCUCAGAGACUGAGAAAAAGGAACCGUUGCAGACUUAAAAUAUGCUGAAAAAUCCAAAACGCAGCCUGUAGGCCUUUGGACUUUAGAAUUAAACUUAUUGUAUAGUAAUAAAUGCAUUUUUUAUGAAGCUCAGUUCAGUUCUGAAUCCACUUCCACAGCGCGGGAGUGUAUUAAACACACUGUGUGAUGUUUAAAAAAUGUCAAAAUGUUAAAAUAUUAAAUUGUCUAGCAAAGAAUAUUUUUUUUUUUUUGUAAACUGAAUGAUUAUGCAUUUUAUUAUUGUAUUUAAGAAUAAUAAUCUAGAUUUAUUAUGGACGGAAUUUUAAAUAAAUUACAGCAAACUGAA